AUGGUGGAUUACUAUGAUGUUCUAGGCGUGCAGAGACAUGCCUCAGCUGAGGAUAUUAAAAAGGAAUACUGCAAACUGGCCCUAAAAUGGCAUCCAGAUAAAGACCCUGAAAAUAAAGAAGAAGCAGAGAGGAAAGUAAGUCAAGUAGCUGAGGCAUAUGAGGUGUUAUCAGAUGCAAAAAAACGGGACAUCUAUGACAGACACGGCAAAGAAAGGCUAGAUGGUGGAGAUGGGGUUCAUUUUGACACUCUGUUGGAGUUUAGCUUCACAUUCUGUAACCCAGAUGACUUCUUCAGGGAAUUUUUUGGUGCAAGGGAUCCAUUUUCCUUUGACUUCUUCAAAGACCCAUUUGAGGACUACUUUGGGAGCAGAAGAGGCCCCCCUGGGAGCAGGAACCAAGGCAUGGGGUCGUUUUUCUCCGCCUUCAGUGGAUUUCCAUCUUUCCAAGGAGGGUUUUCUUCUUUUGAUACAGGAUUUACUUCCUUCGCAUCGCCAGGUCCCGGGGGCCUCCCUUCAUUCUCUUCCAUGACAUUUGGUGGUAGUGGGAUGGGCAACUUCAUAUCUACAUCCCCUUCUACUAAAAGGGUUAAUGGCAGAAAAACCACUACAAAGAGAAUUGUGGAGAAUGGUGAAGAAAGAGUAGAAGUUGAAGACAACGGCCAGUUAAAGUCCUUAACGAUAAAUGGUAAGGAGCAGCUGCUACACUUGGACCACAAGUAA
Molecule: messenger RNA, 720 nt
Organism: Canis lupus familiaris (dog)
Lineage: Eukaryota; Metazoa; Chordata; Mammalia; Carnivora; Canidae
Product: dnaJ homolog subfamily B member 6-like
Biological process (GO): positive regulation of proteasomal ubiquitin-dependent protein catabolic process; protein refolding
Cellular component (GO): endoplasmic reticulum membrane; cytosol
Molecular function (GO): ATPase activator activity; Hsp70 protein binding
Source: RefSeq, a predicted model, not a curated record